Molecule: messenger RNA, 1688 nt
Organism: Lolium perenne
Lineage: Eukaryota; Viridiplantae; Streptophyta; Magnoliopsida; Poales; Poaceae
Product: D-cysteine desulfhydrase 1, mitochondrial
Molecular function (GO): D-cysteine desulfhydrase activity
Source: RefSeq, a predicted model, not a curated record
AUCUGAUCCGGGUUCUGAUUGAUUUGUGUAUGAUAGUGGGGUUUAUUUAAGAAAGCUCAUAUUUAAUUGUUUAGUAGUAGCGGAAAUAGCGAAGAAGAUGAGAGUGAACAUGGAGAGAUGGACAUGGAGAUGCCACCAACCGGAGCAGUACCGGGCUUCAUAAGCGCAUCGUCUCUGUGUGACAUAGCUACCUGUAUCGAAUUCGUGUAUGACUUCAUAAGCGCAUCGUCUGUGUGGGAUCAUAGCACAGUCUGCUCCUCCCUCGCCGCUGCCCGCCGUCGAAACUCGGUCGUCACCGCCGGCAUGUCAGGUGAAUCCGCCGCCUCUCCCGCCGCAACACAGAUCGGCGACUUCCUCGCCAAGAAGCCCUACGCGCCACCGUCCUGGGCCUCGCACCUCUCCCUCGCCCCCUCCCACACCUUCUCCCUCGGCGUCUUCCCAACCCCGAUUCACAAGUGGAACCUGCCCAAUCUGCCGGAAGGCACGGAAGUAUGGAUCAAGCGGGACGACCUGUCCGGCAUGCAGCUGAGCGGCAACAAGGUCCGGAAGCUCGAGUUUCUGCUGUCAGAAGCCGUCGCGCAGGGUGCUGACUGUGUUAUCACUGUCGGUGGUAUCCAGAGCAGCCAUUGCCGUGCGACGGCAGUGGCCGCCAAGUAUCUCAAUCUUGACUGUUACCUGAUAUUGAGUACUUCCAAGCAUCUUGUAGAUAAGGACCCUGGUUUGGAUGGAAAUCUCCUUGUGGCGAGAGUGCUGGGAGCGCACAUUGAUCUUGUUUCAGAAGAAGAAUAUGGGAAAAUUGGCAGUGUGGCUUUAGCUGACUUGCUCAAGAAGAGGCUGAUGGAAGAAGGACGGAAGCCAUACGUGAUUCCCGUUGGUGGAUCCAACUCACUUGGAACUUGGGGAUAUGUUCAAGCUGUAAGGGAAAUUGAGCAGCAAAUUCAGUUAUCUGGUGAUGUUCAGCUCGAUGAUAUCGUUGUUGCCUGUGGCAGUGGCGGAACCAUUGCUGGUAUUGCUUUAGGAUCGAAAUUGAGUAGCCUCAAGGCAAAAGUCCAUGCUUUCUCUGUUUGUGAUGACCCUGAAUACGCCUAUGACUGUCUUCAAGGCCUAAUUGAUGGACUUCAAUCAGGCUUGGAUUCACGUGAUAUAGUCACCAUUGAAGAUGCUAAGGGCUUAGGUUAUGCGAUGAACACCACCGAGGAGCUUAAGUUUGUUAAAGAUAUAGCAGUAGCAACAGGCAUUGUGCUUGGUCCAGUCAACAGUGGGAAGGGAGUAUAUGGACUGCUGAAAGACAUGUCUAGCAAUCCAGCCAAGUGGCAAGGGCGAAAAGUACUCUUUAUCCAUACAGGUGGUCUUCUUGCGUUGUAUGAUAAGGUUGAUCAGCUGUCAUCUUUGGCUGGGAGUUGGCGUAGAAUGGAUCUUGAAGAACCACGCGAAGAUGGCACUGGCAAGAUGUUCUGAUGGAUUACUCCAGAAAAAUCUUCAAUUUAUCUUUGAGUUGUAGACAUUCAUUUAUCUCAAGAGCAUUUUCUCUAUACUACUGGUAUAAUUUAAGAAUAAAGAUCAUGUUUCUGCCAUCUGGAAUGGAAGCUUCAUGUUUUCAUGUGUAAAUGACUAAUCCCUUUUCUCCUACAUUCUGGCAACACAUUCUUGUUUUCAGUUAUAAAAGUACUUGGUCUUGAUUUUUUUUU